AUGAACGGGGAAACCGGACCCUCCCGGGCGGCUGGAGGGGAGCUCGGCCGCAAGCCCCGGCCCAUAAAGUGGUGGCCAAGCAGAGGGGCGGCCGGGCUGCUGGCAGCCGCUUCGGGCGGCGAGUCCCUCGUCGAGGGGGGGUACCCCUCGUCCCAGCCCCGCGUAACGGCCGGGCUCGCUCGGUUCUGGUUGCAGCUGGGGUUCGAGGAUGUGAUCGCGGAGCCCGAGCUCACCCACUCCUUCGACAAGGUGUGGAUCUGCAGCCACGCUCUCUUCGAGCUCAGCAAGUACGCCAUCUACAAGCUCCUGACGCUGGUCCUCGCCAUCCCGCUGGCCCUGGUGGUGGGGAUCGUCUUCGCCGUGCUCAGCUGCCUCCACAUCUGGAUCGUGCUGCCUUUCGUGAAAACCUGUCUCAUGGUCUUGCCUUCAGUGCAAACGGUAUGGAAGAGCCUGACAGAUGUUUUCAUCGAGCCCUUCUUCCACAGCCUAGGCCGAUGCUUCGCCAUGGUCAACAUACGCCUGGACCAAGAGUGAACGUCAGGGAGGCAACGCUGCUGUCACUGUAGCUGGUGUUACACCUCUUUGCUAACCUAACAUACAAGCACUUACCAUUCAUUCCAAACUGUUAAAUUACCAUGGCUGGUUUAAGUGGGAACAUGCUACUUUUCUCUAAAACUCAUUUAUUUUCAGGGAGAUCAGUUGAAGAAUAAAUAGGCAGUUUUCAUAGCUCACCAUGUUAACAACAGAGCAAACGCGGAGCACGUUGGCAACACUUUAUUUUAAUGGUAUGUCAAUUGCUAGAUUACAGGAGAAUUCUCAUGGAGGUUUAACAGCCACCACAGUGAUAAUGUUUUGGCAUUAUUGCAUUAAAUAUUUAAAUAGGCUGUGAGGCCUUAGGUGAAACAGAUCUCUAGGGUUUCCCACUGUCCUUACUGCAGUUCCACCAGGGAUCGUUUUUGGCCCUCACUGCGCAGAAUGAUCCACUCAGUCCUUUAUUAUCAGCAAUUAAAACGACCGUGACUCAUUACAUAAGCAUACAGGGAAAGAAACUUUUGUGUAACUCUCCUAUACUGGGGAGGAAAAGCUCCCUGGAAGUUUAUCCCUUAAAAUAAGGUGUUAGCUAAUGAUUUGGAACAUCAGCUAAUCUGUAUAUUUUAUUUAAUGAGAGGUUAACUUUGCUGUAUAUUUUGUACCUUUGUAAAUGGCACUUGAUCAGUUUUCUUUGAAGCAUUACUUCUAUAGUAUUUGAAUUCUAACCAAAGUACUAGGCAGCAAGAGUGAGACACUGCAAAAAAAUUCUUUUAGAUAACUACAGUUUCAGUUUCUAAAUUAUGUAGAUUUUUAAGUGUUGCUGUGCAAUUCUAGUAUAGUCAUUAUAUAUGGUUGCAUGUAAAUGCAAAGAUUAUGAGGAUUCUAAUACAAGACUAUGCAAAAGAGUUGGAAAUACCUGUUAUGAGAAAAGCUUUUUAUUAAAAAUGGGGUGUAGUAAAUGCAACCCUGCCUAUUUCUGUGUAUUAUCUGUGUGAACAUUGUGAUAUUUAAAAUGGUAGACACUAUGCUGGCACUUUAACUAGGUAGCAAGCUCUUAUAGAGGGCAAGUAAGUGGGAUUGCUAUCAUUGUCUAAUUCUGCUCACCUGUUGACUUGACUCUCCGUGUCGCUUAUUUACUGCUUCAAAGCCUAACCCAUAAAAAAGCCCUUCUUCUUUCCUUCUGCACCAAAUAUGGGUUUGUAAACCAGAAUAACAGAACGUAUGCAGAGGUGCAUUAAAAUUGCAUUAGUCUUCUGAUGGGCUUAUGCUGCUGUUUUCUUUAAAUACGGAUGAUGAGUUGCAAUUGUAAAAUGCUUGUAAGAUUUAAAAUGUUAUUUUCUAAAUGAUGUCACAGAUUUAUUAUCAAACAAGAGUAUAUAAUAAAAUAAUGAAAUGUCAGAUUUUAACUAUUUUUAACUUCAUCUUUACUUUUUUCAACUUUAAAAAAAGCUCUUAAAAUGCCAAACGGCAUAGAAUACUACGCAGUUCUUCCAGAAUAUGGGAGAGGGAAAGGAAAUGGAUAAGCAUCAAUGCAGUUCCACUAUUAUCAACUGCAUUUUACUUAUCUAUAGUACAAAAUAAUGUAUCUCUGUGUCUAAUCAAGCCCAUGCAGAAUGAUUGCUUUCUCUUAAGCAAGUCUGUUGGUGCUGAAUUUUGGCUGCAUUUAAAAAGUGCUUAAUUCUUCUUAUGGGCACAUGCAGAUGAGCUGCAGAAUUUUCCUUUUCUUGCUUAUUGGCCUACAGAAGCUAGCUGGCACUGUAUAUCUAUGUUAAAAAUGUUUUGACGAAUAUUUUUACCAUUUGUGCCAUUUAGAGAGGGAUUCUUAUGGCUUUUCAAAACUGGAUCUUAAUGAUUAGUGCCUAUGGAAACUUUUCUGGAGUUUUUUUUUGCUUCUGCAAGAUGUUAGCUUGCUGUUCAGAUGUGCUCUUUAAAACACCUUUCUUAUGUUAAAAAUGGAAAUAUCUCUUUGGAAAAUAAAAAUCAGUCAGGCUAGGCUUGAA
This is a messenger RNA of Calidris pugnax (ruff), 2531 nucleotides long. It is a transcript of the gene CAV2, whose product is annotated as caveolin 2. Gene Ontology annotation, cellular component: cytoplasmic vesicle; perinuclear region of cytoplasm; caveola. The transcript has 3 exons. The record is from RefSeq and is a predicted model, not a curated record. Gene Ontology annotation, biological process: negative regulation of endothelial cell proliferation; insulin receptor signaling pathway; caveola assembly. Gene Ontology annotation, molecular function: protein kinase binding; molecular adaptor activity. NCBI's taxonomy places the organism in Eukaryota, Metazoa, Chordata, Aves, Charadriiformes, Scolopacidae. The coding region runs from base 1 to 534 and encodes 177 amino acids.